Messenger RNA from Prinia subflava (tawny-flanked prinia), 8165 nucleotides. It is a transcript of the gene SLC6A20, whose product is annotated as solute carrier family 6 member 20. Gene Ontology annotation, molecular function: L-proline transmembrane transporter activity. Gene Ontology annotation, cellular component: plasma membrane. Bases 5530 to 7161 code for a protein of 543 amino acids. Gene Ontology annotation, biological process: sodium ion transmembrane transport. The transcript has 11 exons. NCBI's taxonomy places the organism in Eukaryota, Metazoa, Chordata, Aves, Passeriformes, Cisticolidae. The record is from RefSeq and is a predicted model, not a curated record.
AAACCACAUCACAUCAAACAGCUGUAAAAGAGAGUACCAGUGACAGGGCUGAGAAGAGACAGGGUGCUUGUGUUACAGAAACUGGCAUUUAGCAAUGUUUUCCUCAGGAGCUGUUUGAACUCAAAUGGAUCUUUCUUUCCUCAUUAUUUCUUUAACAAGCAAAGCUGUUAAAAUUGCUUAACUCAAAUCUACCAUACACUUGCAGUCUAAGUUCUUCUUUGUUCUCUAAGUUUAAGUUCUCAUGUUUUCUGUAAGUCCUCCUGUCUUUUGUCUCCCACUGUUUAGGUGGGGUUGGUUUGAUGAAGUCCUGUGCCUGUGGAAGGAAUUAUUGCUGUAGCACAAUAGUAGUGUGAUCUGGGGUGGCAUCCUCCUCAUGCAGUGAUGGUUAAGAGAAUGGAAGGUAUUCUUUUGCCCCUUGUACAGUCCCCAAAAUGUUAAGUUCUUAACAGGCACGUACCAAAGAGCUUUUUGGCUUGUGCUUGCUCAGAACAACACAAGUACUUGUCUGGAUGGACGUUGUGGGUUUUUUCUUCAUAAUAACACUCACUUUAAUAAGAUCAAUUACUAUUUCUAAAAUGUCAGGUAAAAGGUGAAGAAAGCCAGAGACUGUCAUGACUGCUGCUGGUCUUCUUUUCUCAUCAGUCUUUGACUCUAAAAUAUUGACUCUGUGAUCAGCCUUCAUUAUCUGCUUAGAAACCAUCUCAGCAAGAAAGUACACUGUCAUCCUCAGUGUAUGGCACGGUCUCAAUGAAAUAAGUUGGCUGUAGACAAGCAUUGUUACACACCUUGUUAUCUCCUCAAAUGAGUAAGGCAAGUCUUGUAAAGAACUGUGCAGUGCAAAAUUGAAACUCAGACUUUGAUUUCCUGCCUUGCAGAUUGCCAGUUUAGUGAGUGCGAGAUCACUGUGAUGCUCACUUUUUGUGCUGCAGAAUGGCUAAUUAAAAGUCUUAUGUGGAGCUGUUGAUGAAAAAUACGUCAUCUUUGACAGGUGAUGUACCUGUCAAAGAAGACACAGAGCUUUAUACUUUUUUUCUUGAGAUAGGUACAGUAUUUUGAAGAUGGAGAUGACAUCUGAAUCUCUCCUGACAGUGCCCGAUGUUUCUAAAACCUCACUUCUUUCCCUGAGGUGUGAAUUCUAAUACUGCUUUUAGCAGCCUUUGUUCCUUGUUGAUUUGAUGCUUGAUUCCUAUUUGAUGCUCAAAUAGACAUCAUCCAUUUCUUCUAUCAGUUGUUAAUUCCCUAGUUACGCCUGAAGGGAAUGUUUAAAAAGAAAAUUUCUGUAUGACUGGCUGAUCUGCAGAAAUCAGAUCUCUUUCGGGCUGGUUGGGGGCUGGUUUUUGGUUUUGUUUUGUUUUUUUCUUGCAGACUGAAGAAUAAGAGAAUGAAAUGUAGGCAUCUCAGCUUUGCUAGUACUGACUCUGACAACCAGCAAACAACCCUAUUCUCCAACAGUGACUUCAGUGAUUGUUAAUAAAUGAGCCAGCAGCCCUGCAUGUUGCCAUCUUAAUGAGACCAUAUAUUAACCAAUGAUCUUUAACUGUUCAUAAACUGUUUUUCUCUUGUGGCUAAUGGCCAUUUUUAAAAAUGUCCUAAGGUGAAUACUAAUACAUACAUUGACACUUAACUUACAAGUGCACCUUUUUGUUUGAUAGACUAAUAUUUAGAACAUCUGAAAUUUGGACAUUUCCCACAUACCUUGCUUUUGGGAAACCCAGUCAUCUGCCAGGAGCUUAAAUUUCAGUCCAGCCAAAACACUUGUAAGAUUCCUUAGUUUGGUUUCCUAUUUCUGGCAUUAUCAAGGACAGGUCUUGACUUCUCUGUGAUAUGAAAUGCUGUGAAACCACAAUUAAAUCUUUACUGCCUCAGGAAGCAAAUGUGAAUCAUGUUGGGGUAUCAGGUGGCUGAAUGGAUCAGGCUUAAAAGGUUUGAUCUCAUCUAGAAGGAUGUGUCUUCUAAAACAUUUUGAAUUAAUUUGAAGGUAAGUUCAUAUAUGAGCAGGUAAGAAUUGUCAUUGUAAUUGUUACCAUAGUUAUUUUUGUAACUGACUUUGAGCAGAGAAUGUGCUUAGGGAGUUAUCUUAUAAUUGUUAAUUUUGACAACAUCCCAGGGAAAGGGUUGUCCCAGGACUCCUGCCCUGCUCUGGCUGCCUAGAGACUCUCCCUGAACAUGUCUAGAUGUGCCCUCCUUAGCAGGGUCUCCUCUUGGACAUAUCCUGACACAUUAGGCAGCUUCUUGGAGUCAGCUCUUCUCCAAACAAAGAUGAGUAGGUACAUGUCGUUUUGUUUCAACAAAAACUUUUGUUUGUUAAUUAUUUUUUAAUUAUUCUUUUUAGGAACUGGUUGAUAUAGUGCCUUGGAGUGUCUGUGGUAAGUCACGGUGAUGCAGAGUGGUUGGUGCAGAACCGUGGCAGGGCAGCUCACAGCUGACAGCUGCUGGUGAAUGAGAGAGCUGCCCGAAGACCUCCCCAGACUGCAGACAAACUUUGACAGAGAAAGUGGGAACUGGCAGGUGACAAGCAGAAGAACUGUCUAAGUAAUCCAGCUAUCUUUUAGUGACAUGCCAGCUUCUGACUCUCAUUUGACACAGGUCAGUUUGGAAGUCCAGGUGAAUUAGGUGCGAUUCUACCCAUUCAGACUUCAUUGAGUGCACCUUUAUGGAGUGAGUACCCUAAAAAAUCACACAGACAGAAGAUGGAUAGAGCUGUGAUGCUAAGGAAAAGCAAGGAAAAUAAAAAGAGAGACUGUUUUCAAGCAUGCUUUUCUUGGAAGGUUGAGGUAAAAUGAAACCAUUUUAAGGGUGAUUAAGAAUCAUAAGCUGGAAAUUACUUCAGGGUACAGACCUUGAAGUCAUCAUCUACAGUUUGGAACUAUGCAGCAAGUAGUAGUGAUAAACUGGAAGUAAUAAUUGUAAUCCUAGUAACUGCUUAGAGGAGUUACUAAUCCCCAAUUACACAUAGAGCAAUUGCCCAACAGUUGUCGUGCUCUAUGAGUUGUCAAAGAUUUAGAAAUCCAGAUGGAUUCUUUCUUUCUGCUAAGGGAAGGAAAUAGGCUUCUUAGGAUAGCAACUGGGAACAAUGAAUCCCAACAGAAAACCCAUAUGUGGAAGCUGCUACUCCCUUGUAUAUCUGCCUCCCUUGACAGCAUCAGUAAAUACAUGCAGAGACACUCCAUGGCUUUGCUUUGAUAGGCGUCUGACACACUAGCAGAUACACACUAGCAGUGUUUCCAUUUGGAAAUGAGUGCCUCCAGAAAUUGAAGAUACUAAACAUCAGAGCUGCUGACACUUUGUCCCCCUCCUGCAUGUCUGGCUCAUCAAGGAAAGCCCAGAAGGUUUAUUUUUAAAUCUAAGGGGUAUAGUGAUACAUGUUGGAGGUAGCAUAAUAAAGGUCCGGGCUACCUGGUAGAAUUUCUUCCCUUGUUUCCAUGACUUUUGCCAGUCAAACUAAUUAUCUUCUCUCACACCCUGAAAUCAUGGUCCCCAACCCGUUGCUAGGACUGUAGGUUCUCUUUUUGUUGGCAUUUUAGGUACCUGGGAGAGGCAUUUGACUUUUUACUGUACUGGCAUCAAGAGAUACAAGACCAGUGUUUUUAGUUGAUACCUUGGCCUAAGUACUUGAGGCUUUGCUUCAGUGAGAAAUGGGAUUCUUGGCUUUGUUUAUCAGCUUCUGACCAGGUUUACAUAGGGCAGUUCUCCUGGGCAGUCCCAUCAGUCCCUGGUCUGCUGUGCAGAUGAAUCCUGCCCUUCUCAACCACUCUGCCAAACCCCACAUCUCAAAUUUGUUAGAUACUGGGAGAAAAAAUUCCUUCUAAUCCUUCUUUAAUAUAAGCAGUUACAUGAUCAAAAAUUCUUGCCUGUGUCUAUUAGAGGCUUGUCUUUGUCCCUAAAGAUAAAGCCCAGGCCCUUCCCUAACCCAAAUGAAAGCAGUUCAAAGGAGAUAAAAUCAGGAACAGCAUAAGAAAUAGCAUAUUGGUAAUCUGAGGUGUGUAUAUAAAGUCCCACAGCAAGAAUUCCUAAGUGUUGUCUGUUUAAACAUAUUUAAAGUGUGUGUUCCAAGGAACCACUAGAUGACAGGCACUUUGCUGGGUGCCUAUGUGCAUGACCACCUUUAAAAAACCCUCACAGUAGUCUGUGAUCCAGCUACUGCUGAGACUGAGACUUGUGAGAGAGGCAAGGAUUCAUCUCAUUCCACCUGAACUUCCUGACCUGGCCUGACCAGAGGAUGUCACACCCCUCUGCCUGCACUAUCUCCUCCAGUCCAUUAGUAAACUAGUUUGAAAAGUAAUGGGAAGGAGGUACAGAGCCAGGGAAAUCUUUAACUUGAUGAUGCUCAUCAGUAGGAGUAAUCUAUUCACACAGAAGCAUCCUGAGUGGUAGUGAUGUGCUAUUUUUUAAGACUGUCCUUUCAGCAACUUAUUUAAUACUGUAAGCUAUUUAUACACAUCAUUUAUAAUAAAUCCCACUGCCAGGGACAGGCAUUUGGCUUUUUAGUAAUUUGCAAAAGUUUCCAUGAUGUGGGGCAACUCACAUUCUUUGUGUGUGUCUUUCAGUUUAACAGCUUAUUUAAAUUUAAAAUUACCUUGGAUUAUUCCUUCCAGCAGAAUUCUGGCUUAUACCCAUGAGGCUACUGUCAGGGCUAGCUGGCAUGUUGCAGUUCUGCAGGCAAGACAAGAACUGCAUGGAUACUGCAAGAAGAGUCACAAACUCCCUCAAAACAGGCAGCUUUCGCAAACCCUGAUGUUUUCCAAUGACAACUUGCAUCUCUAGCACCACUAAAACACACCCUGAAGAAUGGAUGCACUUAUGGGAAAUGUGUAAAGCUCUUGCCAUCACCUUUUUUAGCAGUCUGAGCAGUGGUGUCCCACGUUAUGGCGUUGGCAAUACGAGUGGCUGGUCAGCAGGUCCACCGGAGCGCUGCUGCUGCUGGGCUCAGCAGCUCUGCACAAGGCACUCUGCAGUUUGGGCUCCUGUCCAAAGGCCCCGGCGUUGGGGUUCUCACCCGGACACACCGCUGGAGGCCUUGGCUCGGCCACUGCCCCAUGGGAUGCUGGAGCAGCACACACAGAGCUGGCAGGGAGCAAAUUCCUGGCACUGGAGGAAUGAGACUGACAGCAGCUGAGCAAGUCUUGCUUGUAAAAUGGUCCUGAAAGAUGUCCUGGAAAAAAACUGUUUAAACAGAGGAAGGAAGCUGAGUCCUUGGAGUAGAUCAGCUACUUUUUAUUAUACAGACACUGCUGACAGCCUCCUUCACUGGGAGAUCUGUCCAAAGGGGUUGAGCUCAGAGUGUACCUUGGCAGGGGCCCAAACACACAGGGUUCAUGUUCAGACCUGGCACUUCAGUGUGCCUUCAGAGGACCCAAAGGCCCCCUAGAUCAUUCUGCAUCCACAAUGGUCACAGAUACCUUUUUCCACUGGCCUUUGUAUUUGGUUUCUGCUGCUUGAAAGUAUUUUAAAACAGCAACCCCUCAGAAAAGUUCACCUGCAGCAGGGGAGUUUGAGCAUGAAGGUGGCUUUUUGAUCCCUUACCUUAUCAUGCUGAUUGCUGAGGGGAUGCCGCUGCUGUACUUGGAGCUGGCCGUGGGGCAGCGUAUGCGGCAGGGCAGCAUUGGUGCCUGGAAAAUAAUCAGUCCCUACCUCUGCGGUGUUGGAGUUGCCAGUGUUGUUGUCUCCUUCUUCCUCUCCAUGUACUACAAUGUGAUAAACGCCUGGGCCUUCUGGUACCUCUUCCACUCCUUCCAGGACCCUCUGCCAUGGGCCACCUGUCCCCUCAACAGCAACCGCACGGGCUACGAGGAGGAGUGUGAGAAGACCUCGUCCACGCAGUACUUCUGGUACCGCCAGACGCUGAACAUCUCCCCGUCGCUGGAGGCCAGCGGCAGCGUGCAGUGGGAGCAGGCGCUGUGCCUGACGCUGGCCUGGCUCGUGGUUUACCUCUGCAUCCUCCGCGGCACCGCCUCCACCGGCAAGGUCGUCUAUGUGACAGCCUCUUUGCCAUACUGUGUUCUCAUCAUAUACCUCAUCAGAGGAUUAACACUUCAUGGAGCUGUGAAUGGGCUUGUCUACAUGUUCACACCAAAGCUGGAGCAGCUGUCGAACCCCAAGACCUGGAUCAGCGCUGCCACGCAGAUCUUCUUCUCGCUGGGCCUGGGCUUCGGCAGCCUCAUUGCCUUCGCCAGCUACAACGAGCCCACCAACAACUGCCAGAGACACGCCAUCAUCGUGUCCCUCAUCAACAGCACAACCUCCAUAUUUGCCAGCAUUGUCACUUUCUCCAUCUACGGCUUCAAGGCCACCUUUAACUACGAGAACUGUAUCAACAAGGUGAUCCUGCUGCUGCUGAAUGCUUUUGACCUGGAGGAAGGCUCUGUAACAGCAGACAACCUCAAUGAGAUGAAAGAUUACCUCAUGGCCACCUACCCGCAGGAAUAUGCCCAAUUAGCCCCACAGAUUAAAAACUGCAGCUUGGAAGCUGAGCUAGACACGGCUGUGCAGGGGACAGGACUGGCCUUUAUCGUGUAUUCGGAAGCGAUCAAAAACAUGGAGGUGCCCCAGCUGUACUCUGUGCUCUACUUCUUCAUGCUGCUGAUGCUGGGCAUUGGCAGCAUGCUGGGGAACACGGCUGCCAUCCUCACGCCGCUGACCGACAGCAAGGCCAUUGCCUCCCGCUUUCCCAAGGAGGUGAUCUCGGGAGUUGUGUGUUUCAUGAAUUGCAUAAUUGGCCUGAUCUUCACCUUGGAGGCUGGAAAUUACUGGUUUGACAUUUUCAACGACUACGCAGCCACCCUCUCACUGCUGCUCAUCGUGCUGGUGGAAACCAUCGCUGUGUGCUACAUCUACGGGAUAAGGAGAUUUGAGAAAGAUCUUUACACCAUGAUUGGAUGCAAGCCAAACUGGUAUUGGAAAAUCAUGUGGGCUUUUGUUAGUCCACUGCUAAUUAUAAGCCUAUUUAUUUUUUACCUCACCGACUACAUCCUCACAGGAACAUUGCAAUACCAAGCAUGGGAUGCCACACAGGGGCAGCUGGUGACCAAGGAUUACCCAGGCUACGCCCUGGCGGUGAUCGGGCUGCUGGUGGCGGCCUCCACCAUGUGCAUACCCCUGGGAGCACUAAUAACUUUUGUAAGGAAGAGACUGAAGAGGGAACGAGUGUCAACUGUGGCAUGAAAGCUGACAGCUGGAUCUGGGCAGACCGUCCCCAGUGACCGGGCACUUCUGGAAGACAGCAGCAACCAUUAUUUGUAGCAGCUAUUUAUAGAGUUGAGAAUGGUGGGUGCUAUAUUGACCAAAAAGUGCUCUUGGGAGGUUCCACAACGGUUUGGGGAAAAAAAGCUCUUCUGUAACAAGAUGAAGCUUUAACGUGGCCUCUGAAAAGAGGUGAGAAGAGCAGCUCACAAAAUGCCAGUUAGCACAAAUUAACCAGCACAUCAGCCCAUUACACGUUAGGUGAUUCUUUUCCACUCUUGUAGCACUGCCUGUGUGGAAACAUGAAUGGACAACCAAGCAUGUUCCUGCACUAACAUCCCAGCAAAUACCCCCAAACCAUCCAAGACACUUAAUUGUACUCAUUGUUUGAAAUGACAUCUGUAUUUCAUCAGCAGGUGAAACUGUUGAAAUCUGGCAAUGAGAAUGUGACAAUUGCUUUCCUACAUGGGAGUGAGUACUCAGCAGGAUGGCAGUGGGAGAUAAAUGUGGCCAACACGGCUUCUUUUAUACUUGUGUCCAGCAAAGCAGUGAAUAUAUAUAUUUAUACAUGCAUACAUCUAUAUAUAUGCACAUAUAUAUAUUUAUACAUGCAUAUAUCUAUAUAUAUGCACACAUAUGUGUGAGUUGCACAAGUUCUCCCACCUCCAGAAGUAAGCUUCCAAUUUCAGUAUCCAACAGUGCAUUGUGCUGUACUUUGUAUUUUCUAGGGAUGUGCUUUAAGUACACUAGAAGGUAUCUGUGAUAAAGCUGCUGUAUGAGCCCCACCCAAACAAAAGUAUGCCAUAUAAUUAGCUUUGACAAAGUUCAUAUCCAGGUAUUCUUUAAUCAUCAGAUGUAACAAUCCAGCAGUUCCAUGGACCUGGUUAAUUUCCCUGUGUAAAUGUUUUAUAAAGAAAGCAACAUGUUUGAAUUGCAAGCUUCAUGUAAUAGAAAACAUUAAAAUUAUAUCUAUGAACUUUAGAAAA